Suillus clintonianus is the source of this 1980-nucleotide messenger RNA. RefSeq lists its product as uncharacterized. Gene Ontology annotation, molecular function: electron transfer activity; heme binding. The coding region runs from base 1 to 1980 and encodes 659 amino acids. The record is from RefSeq and is a predicted model, not a curated record. NCBI's taxonomy places the organism in Eukaryota, Fungi, Basidiomycota, Agaricomycetes, Boletales, Suillaceae. The transcript is spliced from 7 exons.
AUGACCACUUCAGUUGACUGGGCCGCUAACAGCUCUAAUCUUGCAUUCCGUGCUGCAGCCGACAAGGUCGACUACAUUCUGGGGCAGGCUCUCCAAUUGGAUCCUGCCGAUCCCAGACACAUCGCACUUGGGACGGAGCUGGCCUCAACCCUUAGUUUUACCUUCGGCUCCUUUGCCUAUGGGGCAACCUCUGUGUCGCCCAUGGUGCUCUCUGCCGCCGCAGAGAUUCAUGAGCACCUGGACGCAUCCCGCUGCAAGAUUGCCACUGCCCCGGUCUGGUCCAACAUUCGCCCAGACGAUCCGCGGAGCCGCUCCAGCCCGCUUUACCCCUGCAUUCAUGGCUAUGGGAACCCCCCUCCCUCCACCAAUGCUCCUGUUUCCGGUCCACUCAACCCCCCUGCCCCCGCCCUUCCUCCUCGUGCCGGUCCGUCCAACCGCCUUCCCCCCACCAUUCCUCCUGUUGCCGGUCUGUCUGGAUCCAAUGCCGCAUUGGCCCAGGAUGCCGCAGCCCUUGCAGGCAAGGGCAAGGGCAAGGCACGAGAAGAUCCUGUGGCCGAAUCUACAGAAGAGCGCGGUCGCGGUAUGGAACGAGGCAAUCAGAGUCGGGCGCCGAAGGCUAAACGGCAACGUGCCACCUCCAAGGCCAUGAUCACCAGCGAGGACGACCGGGAGUUGGACGAGGCCGACAUUCCUCAGGACAAACCGGUGCCGGCGGCCAGGAAGAAGUCAUCCUUGCCCACCAGACUUCCCCCCGCCCUCAGGAAGACCCGGCUGGCCAGCAAGUCGGCAUCCCUCACCAUCACCAGCACCGAUGAGGAGGAUGUCGAGGCGCCGACCAACCCUCCACCCAAGAUGCCGAAGAAGUAUGUCGAGAUUGCUGAUGAGGAAGAUGAAGAGAUGCCGAUGAACGUUGGCCCGGCGCCGAAGAUGGGCACUCCAUACAUUCUAGUUCCACCCGCACCAAUUGCGAUCGCCGGCAAUGACGCCGCCGAUCCCAACGUAUGGCGGCCUGGUUGCGGCCCAUGCCGCCACAGAGGGCUUGCAUGCCGCCAAGGCUUCAACAUUGCCGGGUCACCACUCACCGUGUGCGAAAGCUGCCACCGCCUCAAGCAUCGGUGCGGUGGUAACGGUUCUGCCAUCCCAGCCACCAAAGGCAAGAAAGCCGCAGCGACCACAUCUCGGCCCCCGUGUUCAAAAUCUCGCCGCCGUCCAUCACCUGUGCAUGUCUCCCCAGAGACAGUUGAUUCAGCUGCUCCAGCAGCAGCCUCCACAUCUGGUGCACCUGCACCGGUUGUUGCUGCCAUCACCGCUCCCGUUGCCGCUCCCGCUCCCAUCACCGCUCCCAUCACCGCCACCGCUCCCAUUCCCACUCCCGCCGCCGCCUCCACUCCUGAUCGGCCAGCAGAUGCAUCUGUUGUAGCCCUAAUCGAGGCCUUACAUUCCACCGUCGCCUCAUUGGAGGCAAAGUUGCUCCCUCCCCCAGUCCCGGCAUCACCUGUCCUGGCUUGCCUGCCGGUGAUGAUCAGCAACCUCAGCGGCAGCAGCAACAAUAUUGCUGCGGCUGAAGAUGGAGCUGAGUCCGCGCCUGGAGGUAUUGGAGAGGCUGAAGCGGAGUCCACGUCCGGUGUCAAUGCCGGCGCCAGUGGCAACAACAUGGAUCUGGAUGUUUCUGAGGAUCUGGAGGCUGCCGCUCCGUCUGGUGACAUUGCCGGCCUCAGCGGCAACAGCAACAAUAUUGCUGCGGCUGAAGAUGGAGCUGAGUCGGCUCCUGGAGUUAUUGGAGAGGCUGAAGCUGAGUCCACGUCCGGUGUCAAUGCCGGCGCCAGUGGCAACGCCAUGGAACUGGAUGUUCCUGAGGAUCUAGAGUCUGCCGCUCCCUCUGGUGACAUUGCCGGCCUCAGCGGCAACACCAAUGAUGUUGUAGCAGAGGCUGAGGCGGCAGCUGAGUCUGCAUCUAUUGCAUCCUCCGCCCAUGAAUGA